UGUAUCAGUAUGGAAUAUCUUUAUUACGAAUUAUAUUUUUAUUCAUGGUAAUGACUAGUUUUAUUACAGAAAUAAGAAAACAGAUUAAAAAAACCGCUAGGAUUAUAAAUUUACUUGUCGAUCGAUUUUCAGCCGAUGAGAAAAUUAGAAAAAAGUUGGAAAAAUUUUCAAAUGACCUCUGGCAUCUGACCAUUGAUUUCACCGCUUGUGAUAUCAUACCACUGGAUCGCACCCUCCUAGCAAUAAUUACUGGUACAAUUGCAACAUAUUUAGUAAUUGCGGUACAAUUCCGUGUCAGCUCACCCUCUGAUUAACAACAUAAAAUUUUACCAA
Molecule: messenger RNA, 333 nt
Organism: Microplitis demolitor
Lineage: Eukaryota; Metazoa; Arthropoda; Insecta; Hymenoptera; Braconidae
Product: putative gustatory receptor 28b
Exons: 4
Coding region: 45-314 (89 amino acids)
Biological process (GO): sensory perception of taste
Cellular component (GO): membrane
Source: RefSeq, a predicted model, not a curated record